Molecule: messenger RNA, 2639 nt
Organism: Hypomesus transpacificus
Lineage: Eukaryota; Metazoa; Chordata; Actinopteri; Osmeriformes; Osmeridae
Product: potassium/sodium hyperpolarization-activated cyclic nucleotide-gated channel 2-like
Exons: 7
Coding region: 259-2112 (617 amino acids)
Biological process (GO): potassium ion transport; transmembrane transport
Cellular component (GO): membrane
Molecular function (GO): voltage-gated potassium channel activity
Source: RefSeq, a predicted model, not a curated record
UCAGAAUUUCAUUUGAGGACGAGGACUUGUUGGACAUCGUUUGAAUUAAGAUUAUCGAGAGGAAACAACUUCGUUAAUCACAAACAGUAUUUUUUCCAAUGCCCCUGAAUCUUAAUCCCUUGUUUUUCAUAGACUUAUCGGCAAGUAGGCUAAUUGUUCAUCACAAAAGGCCUGUUUAAAUCAACUUUUGUAUUCAUCCUCCUCCUAACGCCAAUAACCAUGUAUUUCAGGGGCUGUUGUUGAAAGGUAACCGUGACCAUGUCUAGUCCCGUCAGAAGUGUUGGUGGACAGAGAAGUAUUGAGGAAAGCCCUGCCCACAAUGUGGAGUCCAAACGUCUGGGCAGAAGCAGCUUCCUCUUCUCCAGCUGGCGGAGGAGCUCCCAGUCAUCCCCAAGGGGUGACACAAGGAGCGAUAUCAACAAGAAACUCUCCUCCCUGGUAACCUCCCAUAACGAUGAAUACACAGCCGAUCCCAAUGGCCAGAUGGUGUCUGAAGAACCUACCAUCUCCAAAGAUGCAGAACAUGUUGACACUGAGCCACAGGAGACCGAGGAAGAAUAUGAUAGCAACAAGUCGUUUUUUUUACAGAGAAAGUUUGUUUCUAUGCUUCAGCCGGGGGUCAACAAGUUUUCUCUGCGCAUGUUUGGCAGUCAUAAGGGGGUGGCCGCUGAGCAAGCCAGGGUCAAGUCCUUUGGAGUGUGGAUCAUCCACCCCUACAGUGACUUCAGGUUCUACUGGGACAUAGUGAUGCUUCUCCUGAUGAUGAGCAACCUGAUCAUCCUUCCCUGGGGCAUAGCCUUCUUUGAGAACCAGAACACUCUACCCUGGAUCAGCUUCAACUUCAUCUCGGAUACCCUGUUCCUGGUUGACCUGGUGCUAAACUUCCGCACUGGCAUCCUGGAGGACGACAGCCAGAUCAUCCUGGACCCAAAGCAGAUCCGUCGGCGCUACCUCCGCACCUGGUUCAUGGUGGACUUUGUCUCUUCCAUCCCGGUCGACUACAUAUUUUUCAUCGUGGACAUAGAGUCCCGCUUGGAGUCGACCGAUGUGUACCGCACGGCACGAGCCCUCCGCAUCGUCCGCUUCACCAAGAUCCUCAGCCUGCUCCGCCUGCUGCGGCUCUCCCGCCUCAUUCGCUACGUCCACCAAUGGGAAGAGAUCUGUCACAUGACCUACGACCUGGCCAGUGCUGUUGUGCGUAUAUUUAACCUCAUUGGCAUGAUGCUGCUGCUGUGCCACUGGGAUGGCUGUCUGCAGUUCAUGGUGCCAAUGCUGCAAGACUUCCCCCCUGACUGCUGGGUCUCAAAAAACAAUAUGGUGAAUUCAACCUGGCACUUACAGUACUCAUACUCCCUAUUCAUGGCGAUGAGUCACAUGCUUUGCAUAGGAUACGGUGCCCAGGCUCCGGAGAGUUUGACUGACGUGUGGCUCACUGUCUUAAGUAUGAUUGUGGGCGCCACGUGCUAUGCCAUGUUUUUGGGCCACGCCACUACCCUUAUACAGUCUUUGGAUGCGUCCCGACGACAGUAUCAGGAGAAGUAUAAGCAGGUAGAGCAGUACAUGUCAUUCCAUAAGCUUCCGGCAGACAUGAGACAAAGAAUUCAUGAGUAUUAUGAGCAGCGCUUCCAGGGCAAGAUGUUUGAUGAAGACAGUAUCCUCGGAGAACUCAGUGAUCCACUGAAGGAGGAGAUCGUGAGUUUCAACUGUCGUGGGCUAGUGGCCAACAUGCCGCUGUUUGCCAAUACCGACCCUCACUUUGUGACUGUGAUCCUGACCAAGCUACACUUCGAGGUGUUUCAGCCAGGGGACUUCAUCAUAAGGGAGGGAACUCUGGGUCGAAAAAUGUACUUCAUCCAACAUGGAUGUGUCUCAGUGCUUCCGCGUGGCAAGCAAGAGAUACGUCUCAGUGAUGGAUCUUACUUUGGGGAGAUCUGCCUGUUAACUCAUGGGCGUCGCACAGCCAGUGUCAGGGCCGAGACCUACUGCCGUCUCUACUCACUGAGUGUGGACAACUUCAAUGAGGUUUUGGAGGAACAUCCUUUGAUGAGGAGAGCCUUCGAGAGUGUGGCUGUCGACCGUCUGGUUCGGGUUGAGUCAAAGCACCAGUUAUGAUCCCCUACACGAAACAGAAAACAGAAGAGGAAAAGGGAAGGACACAAUGUCAUGUGUCAAGAUUCAUGUUCAGUACACUCAUGAAGUAACAUGGACUACUGACAAAGGACUGGGGAUUUUUUGUACUUUGAGUGUGGAAGGAGGGAAUUUUUAAGGCAGCCUAUUGGGGAGUUCAAAAAACCCUUAUUAUAUUACUGUUUAUUCAAAUGCAAAUGUAUAAAAUAGCAAUGAUAUCAGACUGCCAAUAUUUGGGGGAUCAUGUGGUUUUGAGCAUUUGUUGAUGCAUUGGCAAUAAUCAGCGUAGAUCUAACAAUUGUCCAAAUACCCAAUAACAGCUUUUUAUAUUACAUGCCGUGAUGCUAGAGGAUGAUUCCACAGCAUACAUUACAAGGUCUUCAGUAUGGCUUCAAUGCCAAUUAGGAUUGCUCAACUUCGAUAGUUUCUUUACAAAAAUAUUGUACCGUUUAUUUAAACAGACCAUUAGUUUGUAGAGCAGUAAAUUAUUAUUAUUAUUAUUAUUAUGAUUA